AUGAUUUCAACUAUACUGGAUAAGCUUGUCGAUAACUAUACAUAUGACCGACGCCUAAGACCGAAAUACGGAGCAGAACCAGUCAACGUUGGCAUCACGAUGCACUUGUCCAGCAUUAGUGCUGUAUCUGAAGUUGACAUGGAUUUCACGCUUGAUUUUUAUUUGAGGCAAACCUGGAACGAUCCACGUCUUGCAUUUAGUCAACAUCCGUUCAAUGUCUUCGAAGAAAAUGACAUUGAAUCACUAACAGUUGGGAUUGACUAUCUACAAAAACUGUGGAAACCGGACACGUUUUUUCCGAAUGAAAAAAAAUCAUUUUUUCACAUUGCUACAACGCAUAACUCAUUUUUACGAAUAGAUCCUAAUGGCAACGUUCUUAUCAAUGGAUAUAGUGUAUUAGAUAUCAUCUAUUUCUUCAAUAAAUCGAAAGACUCAAUAACAAAAUCUGAAUUUGAAUUACCUCAAUUUAUACUUGCUGAUGUACAAUUUGUGUCGCGAAAUGUUGUCUUAAGUUCCGGUAACUAUUCGCGUCUUAUUUGCGUGUUUCUUUUCGAACGAAACAUAGGAUUCUACAUAAUACAGAUUUAUUUACCAUCAAUUUUGAUAGUCGUCACCUCUUGGGUAUCGUUUUGGCUUAAUCGUGAUGCAACUCCAGCUCGGGUAGCCCUCGGUGUAUUUACUGUUCUUACAAUGACAACACUCACUACAACCACAAAUGCUGCAAUGCCAAAAGUGUCGUAUGUCAAAAGCAUCGAUAUAUUUCUUGGUGUAUCAUUCGUUAUGGUAUUCAGUUCGUUGCUCGAAUAUGCUGCCGUGGGAUACAUCAGCAAACGGAUUAAACUAAUUCAGAAAAAGCAAAAAGAUUUAAAAAAGCAAGACGAUACGAUUAUUCCGCUCUACCAACCCUUCUAUUCAUCUCGAGACAAAAACUCUAACUUGUACAAUGGUGGACAAAUUAUUCCACCUGGUGAAUGUCAAUGUCCCAUACCACCACCAUCACCAAAACGUAAAGUUCUUGCAGUGGAAAUACCUGAGGAAGAAGAAUACCUGAUGUUAUUUUGCAUUAUUAGACCAAGCAAAAUCGACGAAUAUUCACGAUCCAUAUUUCCAUUGAUUUUCAUAGUGUUCAAUAUGAUCUACUGGUCCUACUACUAUAACAUUAGCGGUCCAGAAUUGGCCGAUGUCGAUCUGAUGUAAAU
Messenger RNA from Thelazia callipaeda (thelaziosis nematode), 1199 nucleotides. The record is from the annotation of a GenBank genome assembly. NCBI's taxonomy places the organism in Eukaryota, Metazoa, Nematoda, Chromadorea, Rhabditida, Thelaziidae.